AUGUAUUUGUGUGUCCAACAAGGCAAAAAACAGACAUGCAGCGGCGACAGUGGCGGCCCUACAAUUUGCAAUGGAAAACAAUAUGCGGUUUGUAUGGGCUCUUACUCCGCGAGCGGCAAUCCAAAAUUUAAAUGCGGCGAUUCGGAUGUGGUAACGAUGCAUCUGUUUUUAUACUUCUUUCGAGAUUGGAUUUCCGGUGUUGUUGGUCCAUUAGAAAGUGGCGGAGGUGAUGGCAGAGAGAAAGAAGAAGAGGGUAAUGAGGACGACGACAAUGGUGAACAGGAAUACGGCGAGGAAUACGCCGACGCGGCCUCAACGGGUAACGACCAUGAAACGCAGGCAGAGGAAGGGGGAAUCAGAGGAGAUGACGCGACAUGUGGUUCGUAAUGUCCGGAUGAUGCACCUGGUACAUAAUGUCAACACCUGUUCGCCCGAG
Messenger RNA from Adelges cooleyi (spruce gall adelgid), 436 nucleotides. RefSeq lists its product as uncharacterized. The record is from RefSeq and is a predicted model, not a curated record. Gene Ontology annotation, biological process: proteolysis. Lineage: Eukaryota; Metazoa; Arthropoda; Insecta; Hemiptera; Adelgidae. Bases 1 to 387 code for a protein of 128 amino acids. The transcript is spliced from 2 exons. Gene Ontology annotation, molecular function: serine-type endopeptidase activity.